AUGGCUUCCUCACGUCAGGUCUAUCUCCUCCCAUUGAAGGAUGACGGUUCUCCCGAUGUGCCAGGAGGAUACAUCUAUCUUCCUCCUCCACCGGAUGAAGGUUACCUUCUUCGUUUCAUUAUUGAGGGAACCAGCUCCAUCUGUCGACAUGGAAGCCUCUGGGUCAACGUCCCGGAAGCAGGGAAGGAUUUCGAUCGAUAUUCCUUUCGCGAGUUCAGAUUGCAACCCAAUUUCAACCAGAAUCUUCAGAUCGAUGUUCCAGUGACCCGCGCGGGCGCAUUUGCCUACUACACUACCUUCCACCCACUGCCCGACUUCUCGGUCGAAGCCGUGCCAACUCCUGAGCCAACGCAGACCCCAGUGCAUUACAUAGACGUCUCGCCGAGGUUGACUCUCCGUGGCAAGGACCUGCCCCUCAAUGCGCUUUCGAUAUUUUCGGUAAUCUCCAAGUUCAUGGGCCAAUACCCAACCGACUGGGAUAAGCAUCUCCAUGGAAUUAGCCAGCGUAACUACAAUAUGGUCCAUUUUACCCCACUGAUGGCGCGUGGAUCAUCAAACUCCCCAUACAGCGUCUUUGACCAGCUGUCCUUUGACCCGGCAUUAUUUCCCAACGGAGAGACCGAUGUAGCCUCGCUUGUUGCGCGCAUGGAGAAAGAAUACGGAUUGUUGACUUUGACUGAUGUUGUCUGGAACCAUACUGCACACAACAGUAAAUGGCUAGAGGAACACCCCGAGGCAGGUUACAGCGUGGAAUCCGCUCCUUGGCUGGAAUCCGCGCUUGAGCUGGAUACUGCCCUGUUGAAGUUUGGUGAUGACCUCCAGAGCCUUGGGCUUCCUACCGACUUCAAAACAGCCGACGACCUAGUUACUGUCAUGAAUGCCUUGCGCAAGCAUGUUAUCGAUGGGAUUCGCUUGUGGGAGUUCUACGCUAUUGAUGUCAAGGCCAAUGCGAAGGAGAUAUGGGAUGCGUGGGUCAGUGGAAAGAUCGACCAAGCCAGCCUCGAACAAUUGGAUGUGCGGAAAUUCAAGGAGUUGCCACCCAAACAACAAGCUGUGACUAUCCGUGACCUCGGGAUUCCAAACUCGAAGCAAGUGCGUGGAAGAUUCGGUCGCUCAGUUGACCCAUCAUUCGGUGCGGCCGUGGUCACAGUAUUCUACGGUGACUACAAUCAAGCUAGCUCGGAUAUCGGAAAUGUCGAGGCUUCCUUGUCCAAGAUCCUCGACACAGUCAACGUACCGCUUUACGAGGAAUACGAUGCAGACGUUGCCGAUAUCAUGGAUCAAUUAUUCAACCGCAUCAAGUAUCUACGAAUUGACGAUCAUGGUCCGAAAUUAGGACCCGUGACCAACGAUAAUCCUUUAAUCGAGACCUACUUCACCCGUCUUCCAAGCAACGAGGUUACGAAGAAACACAGCCCGAAAUCUCUCGCCUUGGCUAAUAAUGGCUGGAUCUGGAAUGCCGACGCGAUGCGUGACCAUGCUGGACCAGACUCUAAAGCCUACCUUCGGCGCGAAGUCAUUGUCUGGGGAGAUUGCGUCAAACUACGUUACGGAAGCUCACCCGAAGAUAAUCCCUUCCUUUGGGAGUUUAUGACUCGGUACACUCGUCUCAUGGCCAAGUAUUUCUCAGGCUUCCGGAUCGACAACUGUCACUCAACACCUCUUGUGGUCGCUGAAUAUUUGCUAGACGAGGCUCGUAAGGUUAGACCAGAUCUGACUGUCUUCGCCGAACUGUUCACGGGAUCUGAGGAAGCCGACUAUGUUUUCGUCAAGAGGCUUGGAAUCAAUGCACUCAUCCGAGAAGCUAUGCAGGCCUGGAGCACAGCGGAAUUGAGCCGUCUUGUUCAUCGUCAUGGCGGCCGUCCGAUCGGUAGCUUUGAUGUUGAUUUACCAUCUGCUGGCAGCUCUCAUGCAAUUACUUCGGCGAAAGAUGACUCGUCAAAUGAAAAGAUUACCCACAUUCGCCCAUCACCUGUCCAAGCACUGUUCAUGGAUUGCACACACGACAACGAAGUCCCCGCCCAAAAGCGAGAUGUCAGAGAUACCUUGCCCAAUGCUGCUCUGGUCGCAAUGUGUGCGUCAGCCAUUGGAAGUGUCAUGGGCUAUGACGAAAUCUAUCCCAAGCUUGUUGACUUGGUGCAUGAAACACGGCAAUAUGCAUCCUCGUUCUCUGGAUUCCACGAAGUCAAAGCUGGCGCUGGAGAAGGUGGAAUUGGUGGGUUGAAGAAGAUACUGAAUGAUCUUCACACCAUGAUGGGUGUGGAGGGUUAUGAUGAGACCCAUAUUCACCAUGAUGGGGAGUAUAUUACGGUUCACCGAGUGCACCCCAAGACAAGGAAAGGAAUUUUCCUCAUUGCGCACACUGCAUUUCCAGGGAACGACAGCGGCGCCAGACUGCCUCCAACCCAUAUUGCGGGUACUCAGGCUAAGCAUCUUGGAUCGUGGGUUCUGGAAGCGGAUGCAUCUGAUGACGCCAAGGCCAAGGUACUUGCCGAUGACACACAACUCAAGGGUCUUCCAAGCCAGACACGCGACAUCGAAGGCACUGAAGUUGAAGGCAAUGGGGCCGAUAUAACGGUAGUCGUGCUGGAGGCUUUGGUUCCUGGAUCCAUUGCUCUUUUUGAGACUUGGAUUUCCAGUGCUGAGCAUGCGGAGGGUCUUGAUAACUUUGUCUCCAGCGGUGCUGACGAAGCCUUCUCCGGUCUCAGUCUGGUUGACUUAAACUUUGCCCUCUACCGCUGCGAAGCUGAAGAAAGGGACUCUAGCGGUGGCCAGGACGGUGUCUACAGUAUCCCUAAACACGGUAAAUUGAUUUACGCCGGUCUUCAGGGAUGGUGGAGUGUCCUUGAAGGAAUCAUCAAAUACAAUCAGCUUGGCCAUCCACUCUGUGAUCAUCUCCGGGAAGGACAGUGGGCUCUCGACUACAUUGUUGGGCGAAUGGAGAAGGCCGCUUCCAGAAGAGGUUACACCAAACUUCACAAACCAACUGCCUGGCUGAUGGAGAAGUUCAAUGCUGUUCGCGGGCUCCCAAGCUUCUUGCUCCCUCGGUACUUUGCUAUCAUUGUGCAAGUGGCCUAUAAUUCAGCCUGGAAAGCUGGUAUCCAUCAUUUCAGUGAUAGUGUUCGACAUGGCCAGGAGUUUAUCCACCAACUUGCUAUGGUCAGCGUUCAGCAAACUGGGUAUGUCCACUCGGCCUCUCUCUGGCCCACUAAGCAGGUUCCGUGUCUCGCGGCUGGCCUUCCUCACUUUGCUGUCGAUUGGGCCCGAUGCUGGGGCCGUGACGUUUUCAUUUCUAUCCGCGGUCUGUUCCUUUGCACGGGACGUUUUGAGGAUGCGAAAGAGCAUAUUCUUGCUUUUGCGAGCGUUCUGAAACACGGCAUGAUUCCAAAUCUCCUCAGCAGUGGCAAGUUGCCGCGUUACAACUCGCGUGACUCAGUUUGGUUCUUCCUGCAGUCCAUCCAGGAUUACGCCAAAAUGGUCCCCGAUGGCAUCAAUAUUCUACAGGAGAAGGUGCCACGCAGGUUCCUACCAUAUGAUGACACAUGGUUCCCUUUUGAUGACCCGCGCGCUUAUUCACAGUCUCCCAGUGUUCUUGAGAUCAUCCAGGAAGUAUUUCAACGACACGCCAGCGGGUUGUCAUUCCGUGAAUACAAUGCUGGGCCCGAUCUGGAUGUGCAAAUGAAACCCGAGGGCUUUCAAAUUGAUGUUCAAGUUGAUUGGAACACCGGUAUCAUUUUCGGCGGUAGCCAGAGCAACUGCGGUACCUGGCAAGACAAGAUGGGCGAAAGUGAGAAGGCGGGAAACAAGGGCUUUCCUGGCACGCCGCGCGAUGGUGCUGCGAUCGAAAUCACAGGACUGGCCUACAGCGCUCUAUCAUGGGUUGCGAAAUUGCACGAAUCGAAGGUCUACCCACAUUCUGGGGUCGACCUUGACGAGGGUAAAUCGAUAACCUUUUCGGAAUGGGCAAGCAAAAUUAAGGCAAACUUCGAACGUUGCUACUUUAUUCCCCUCGACCCGGCAGACGACGGCCAGUAUGACGUUGAUCCCAAGAUUAUCAAUCGACGAGGAAUCUACAAGGAUCUCUACAAGUCUGGCAAGCCCUUUGAGGAUUACCAGCUUCGAGCCAACUUUCCUAUCGCAAUGUCCGUCGCGCCUGACCUGUUCACACCCGCCAAUGCUCUGACUGCUCUAUCCGUUGCUGAUUCUGCCAUUGUGGGCCCGGUUGGAAUGGCCACUCUUGACCCUUCAGACCUCAACUACCGCCCUUACUAUAUUAAUGGGGAUGACUCUACCGAUUUUGCUACCUCUAAAGGCCGAAACUACCACCAGGGUCCCGAGUGGGUUUGGCAGCGCGGCUAUUACCUCCGUGCGCUCCUUCACUUUGAUUUACUGCGUCGCAAAACUCCAGAGGAGCGAAUUGAAUCCUUCCAGCAGGUAACCCGGCGACUUGAUGGGUGUAAGAAGGCGCUACGCGACAGUCCGUGGAAGGGACUGACGGAAUUGACCAACAAGAAUGGGGAACAUUGUGGUGACUCGUCCCCCACGCAGGCGUGGUCUGCUGGAUGCCUGCUUGACGUUUUUUACGAUGCUGCCAAGCUUUCCUAA
Penicillium argentinense is the source of this 4605-nucleotide messenger RNA. RefSeq names its product putative glycogen debranching enzyme Gdb1. The record is from RefSeq and is a predicted model, not a curated record. The transcript is spliced from 3 exons. The coding region runs from base 1 to 4605 and encodes 1534 amino acids. NCBI's taxonomy places the organism in Eukaryota, Fungi, Ascomycota, Eurotiomycetes, Eurotiales, Aspergillaceae. Gene Ontology annotation, molecular function: amylo-alpha-1,6-glucosidase activity; 4-alpha-glucanotransferase activity. Gene Ontology annotation, biological process: glycogen catabolic process; glycogen biosynthetic process.